AUGUUGACGGAUUCUGAGGAAUUGCUGAAAUCAGCCGGGGUUGUAAGGGAGAUGCUUAAAAUUUGCCAGAGGCUACUGUUGCAGCCAAACCAGAGUGGUGAUACUGCCUUACACUUGGCGGCAAGACACGGACGUGCUGAGAUAGUUGAAGUUCUUAUUCAGGCUGCGAAAGACUGGCACGGCGACCUCGAAGAAGGUACCUCAUCAACAGAAGGAUGCCACCGGUUUCUCAUAAGAAGAACUAACAAGGAGAAAAACACAGCCUUGCAUGAGGCAGUGCGGUUCAAUCACUUUGAUGUGGUUAAGAAAUUGACUGAGGAAGACCCUGAGUUUUUGUACUCUGCUAAUGAUGCUGGCGAAACUCCACUCUACAUUGCUGCCGAAAAUCGAUACCGCAAAUCGGUUUUUGAAAUCCUCGACACUUGCACGAAUCCAUCCUACCAAGGACCCGAUGGUUUAACCGCUUUACACAUUGCAGCUUCCUACGGUGACGAACAAAUAACGGGAAGACUACUAGAGAAGGAAAAGACGCUGGCAGUAAGAGUAAACGAAAAAGGAUAUACUCCACUUCAUUUUGCUGCAUUCUUUGGUUACGUUUCAAUUGUGAUACAAAUACUGGAAUGUGAUAAUUCCACUGCCUACAUUGGCAACAUUAACAAGUUGGUACCCGUUCAUCAUGCGGCUAUGACAGGGCGUGUAGAUGUAAUGGAACAGCUUCUGCUCUACUGCCCUGACAGUUUUGAAUUGGUGGACCGUUAUGGUUGGAAUGCCCUACAUUUUGCAAUUUCCAGUAAUAAACCAAAUGUAGAAGAGUUUGUUCGAAAAGAUCCAUGGCUUAGUAGCGUCCUUCUAAAUAGCAAAGACCUUAGAGGGAACACGCCUCUGCAUCAAAUUGCUGAGUCUGAAAAAUACAACGGCUUGAAGUUUAUCCGUGAUUCUAGAGUCAACAAGAUGCUGAUUCUAAGUGGAAGAGCAAUCUCUGGCAAAGGUUUGAUAGAUUCUGGUGUAAGAGUAGGUCAACGAAUGGCGAAAAAAGAGGGUAGUGGCAGUGACGUCGAUAAAAAGGACGGUAGCGGUGAAGUCCAUGCAAAGAGAGGUGACCGAAAGUCGGAAGACUCUAAAGACAAGGAAAUAAAAGAAUCUCAUAUGGUAGUGUCUGCACUCAUAGCAACAGUAACCUUCGCAGCUGGUUUCACUGUGCCUGGUGGUUACCAAAGUGAAAAAGGGCCGGAUCAAGGUUUAGCAGUUCUAUCAAGAAACGCAGCUUUCAAGGCAUUUGUGAUAGCAAAUACAUUAGCAAUGAGUAUGUCCAGUUGUGCUGUCAUGAUACGCUUUUUUUUGUUGGUGAGAAGGCGAGAAUUUGCCCUCGGAACCGUACCACGUGGGGCGGCGAUAGAUCUCACAAUGUACGCCUUGAUUGCAAUGGUGGUUGCAUUCCUAACCGGCACAUACGCAGUAUUAGGCAGUCAUUCUUCAUUGGGACUUGCGAUUGCGGUUACCGUUCUUGGGUGCUUUUUCUUCUUUGGCUACGGUGCGUUCUUGUUUCUUCCGGCUUUUGCUACUUUGCGGGGUUGUGCGGCUACAAUCUGCGAACGUAUCCAUGAACUCUUCUAUCAACUCCUUCAUGGCAACUUUGAGAAAUUGGUACCUAAAUGCAAGUUUUGA
Molecule: messenger RNA, 1665 nt
Organism: Fragaria vesca subsp. vesca
Lineage: Eukaryota; Viridiplantae; Streptophyta; Magnoliopsida; Rosales; Rosaceae
Product: ankyrin repeat-containing protein At3g12360-like
Exons: 4
Coding region: 1-1665 (554 amino acids)
Cellular component (GO): plasma membrane
Molecular function (GO): protein phosphatase 1 binding; protein phosphatase regulator activity
Source: RefSeq, a predicted model, not a curated record